Messenger RNA from Xylona heveae TC161, 2703 nucleotides. RefSeq names its product Pkinase-domain-containing protein. Gene Ontology annotation, biological process: intracellular signal transduction; regulation of MAPK cascade; protein phosphorylation. NCBI's taxonomy places the organism in Eukaryota, Fungi, Ascomycota, Xylonomycetes, Xylonales, Xylonaceae. Gene Ontology annotation, cellular component: cytoplasm. The transcript has 4 exons. The record is from RefSeq and is a predicted model, not a curated record. The coding region runs from base 1 to 2703 and encodes 900 amino acids. Gene Ontology annotation, molecular function: ATP binding; protein serine/threonine kinase activity.
AUGGCUUCGUCACAGUCAAAUAUUUAUUCUCCAGGGCAAUUUAUGAACCCAGGUCCUGCCCCUCGCCCUCCUGUCGAUCGCCAACCUGCUCGCUUGAACUUUACUCCUUCUACUGCCAAUGUGCGGGGCAACAUGGCCAACUUGAACAUUUCUUCCCCAGUGGCCCCGGCUUUGGGAUAUUCCUCUACCUUCCCCGUCGGUGGCUCGAGCACUUCUCUUCCGCUAUCUAAUACGCCAUCAAAUAACAGCGGCUUCGGCGGUGUGGCUAUCGUCAAAGAAGGCCUUGCCAAGGUCAAAGAAGAUGGAAUAAGGGGUUUUUAUUGGUCCACGAGAAAACUGAUCCUCCGCGACAGCCAGCUGGAUUUCCACAAAAAUGAAACUUCUCCAAAGAUUGCCUUUACCAUCUCCCUCAGGGAUGUGACAAGCGUCAAUCGGAGCGAAACACUUAAGUUUGCAUUCGAAAUCAAUCGCGUUGCAAAUCCAGUAAACGGGACCCUCUCGCCAGUCGCGCUGCGUGACCUACCCCAGAAAACCGUCACUUGCCAGGUCUCCUCGGACGAUGAAACGUACGAUUGGAUCGAUGAGAUAUACAAUCGGUGCCCAAGUAUCGGUGGAGUCAGCCAGCCGACCAACUUUUCUCACCGCAUUCACGUUGGCUUUGACCCCAAGUCGGGAGCUUUCGUGGGGCUGCCUGAUGAAUGGGAACGGUUACUGACUGCUUCAGCUAUUACCAAAGAGGACUACCUGAAAAGCCCGCAGGCUGUCAUUGAGGUCUUGGAAUUCUACUCCAACAUCAAUGAGCGUGCACAGCACCCAGAGGAGUAUGCCUCUUUGACACCAACCCCUCCAGUGCACGUUGGUAAGAACAAGCAGCUUGGGCAUGGUGGUUCAUCGCUCAAUGUCGCUCCACCACGUCCGAGUCCCCAACCGGCUGGCAACGGUCAACCCGUUCGUGCGCCGCUGAUGAGGUCAGACACGGAGCCACUGGCACCUGGCCAUCGCAGACCGUCAGCGCCGGGCCCGCUGCAACAUGCUACCUCGUUCAACGCAAACGACUAUUCCGAAGAGGAGCGGCGUCGCAUGAUGGACGAAGAAGCGCGUCGAGUGAAAGAAAUGCGAGAGAAGAAGGAGCAGCAACAGCGCGAGGCAGAGCUAGCUCAGAGACGGCGCGCCGAAGAUGAGGAGUACAAUGCAUCUCUUCCUCAAACGCGGCAGCCGGGCGCUAAGCAGGAAUUGAUAAUGAUGGGUGGCGGAGGCGGCGGAGCAGGUUCCGCUUCUCCUGCUCGUUACAAUCCCUCGAGGCCUGCGCCGGCUGCGCCAAAGAAUUUGAAUCCACAGCGACCGGCACCAUCUGCACCGAACCCGGCUGGCACUGCGAAUGCGGCAAACGCAAAGACGCCCCAGGGCCCGAAGAACUUGCCAACCGGCGCCGAAGCUAAAAAGUCUCCUUCUCCCGUUCGUGCUCCGGGAGAUCAUACGAGACAGCCCUCUCCUCGACCCUCAAAGCCGCAGACCAAUGGCCAGACUCAGCCUUUUCCUCGACUUCCUGUCAAUGUCAGCGGUAAUUCCCAGCCAGCAUCUCGUCUACCUACCCCGGUGCAUGCUCCCAAGCCAUUGAACGUGCCGCAAAAACAACCAGCAGGAGGAGCUUCACAACAAUCUGCUGCUAUUAAGCAAGCGGAGAGAGAUCUUGAGAGAAAGGACCCUGCCCCACCGCGCGAGAAGGAUGUUCGCAUGUCAAGCAUGACAGAGAAUCAGGUCAUGGACAAAUUGCGGCAGGUGGUCUCGAAAGACAAGCCCUUGGACUCGUAUUACAAGCAGAAAAAAAUUGGUCAGGGUGCAUCAGGAUCUGUCUACGUUGCUCGUGUUCGUAGUGACGCGCCAUCAAGAGCCGCACGUCAAGUCUUGAGGGAUCAUGCAGAGCAUGGUCAGGCUGGAUCUCGACCUCAGGUGGCCAUCAAGCAAAUGGACUUGCGUCACCAGCCUAGAAAGGAGCUGAUUGUGAAUGAAAUCAUUGUCAUGAAAGAUAGCAAAAACCCCAACAUUGUCAACUUUAUCGACGCGUUCCUUCAGGAGGAAGACAAUGAACUGUGGGUUGUCAUGGAGUACAUGGAGGGUGGUUCGCUCACCGAUGUUAUCGACCACAAUCCUCUCAUAACCGAGCAGCAAAUUGCAACCAUUUGCCACGAGACCUGCAAAGGCUUGGAGCAUCUACAUUCGCAGCACAUCAUCCACCGUGACAUCAAGAGUGACAACGUCCUCUUGGAUGCCCGAGGAAACGUUAAAAUUACCGACUUUGGUUUCUGCGCGAAGCUUACCGAGCAAAAGAGCAAGAGAGCUACGAUGGUCGGCACGCCCUAUUGGAUGGCACCGGAGGUAGUCAAGCAAAAGGAAUACGGUCCCAAGGUUGAUAUUUGGUCGCUCGGUAUCAUGGCCAUUGAGAUGAUUGAGUCUGAGCCGCCAUAUCUCAACGAGGAGCCACUCAAAGCCUUGUUCCUUAUCGCCACCAACGGUACUCCUCGACUCAAGAAACCCGACAAGCUCAGCAAAGAGCUCAAAGCAUUCUUGUCCGUUUGUCUCUGUGUGGACGUGAAGAGCCGAGCUACUGCAACUGAGCUUCUCAAUCACUCCUUCUUGCUUAGUGGUUGCUCUCCCGCAUCCCUCGCCGACUUGUUGCGCUUCCGGAAGCAGGCUGGGCAUUGA